Chara braunii is the source of this 2865-nucleotide messenger RNA. The record is from the annotation of a GenBank genome assembly. NCBI's taxonomy places the organism in Eukaryota, Viridiplantae, Streptophyta, Charophyceae, Charales, Characeae.
CGUUUGCGCCCCCCACAUUGCCGCUUGGGGCGCAUACCGCCGGGUGACAUGGCAGACAGGGCGGAGGGGCCAUUUGAGGAGGACAUGGCCUGCCCAAGGGACCAUGUUGUGUGGACUUGGGUGACUCCUUGGCGGAUGCUGCCAGGCAAUUCUCGUGGGGCGAGAAGACUGCGCUGCAAGCUCUGCAACAAGGAGUACAAAGGGAAUAGGCAGCGUGCAGCAGAGCAUUUUAUCCUGGCGAGGGCGUCGACCAGAUGUCCGGGUGCGAACCUCUCCAUUUGGAAGAGGCUGCACCACAUCGGUGCGAAACUUCCACCGGAUCUGCAGGAGAGGGUGCGGAUGGAGUUGGAGCACGAAAGGGACGACGACAACGACGACAUUCCUGACGCGUCAGGUGCUGGAGAGGAGGGGGGAGGUAGGAUUGCUGAUCAACUAGAGGAAGCAUGUGGUGCGGAGGGUGAGGAGGGAUUGGAUGAGGGGACUAGGGGAGUUGUGACUGGAGGAUCCGCCGGUGGAGGGAGGCCUGCGUCCCCGCAGGCUGUGAUGCAGGGGGCCCGCGCACGCAGAACGGGGAGGCAGACGAGCAUCAAGAGGUAUUUGAAGAACCCAAGGCAGGAGGAGAUAGAUGACUCCUGCUGCGAGUUCUUCGUGGAGAACGCGAUCCCGUUCAACGCCGCGAAGAGCAGGAGCUUCAAGAAGUUCACGCGGGCGUGUUAUGGGCCACAGCCUGCAGCGAGUCAUCCUCUUGUGCCUACUGGGUACAACCCCCUCAGGUGUCGGCUCCUAGAUCGCCUGAACAAGAGGUUGGAGGAAGAGGAGCAAGUGAUCCGGGACGACAAGGAGGUGACGGGCUGCACGUUCAUAACCGAUGGGACCACGGACAUCUGUGGUCGAUCGCUUAUGAACUACAUCCUCGCAGGCCGGUCGAAGCUUGUUUUCAUCAAGUGCGAGGAUGUCAGUGAGGGGGACAAGGACUUCGCAACUGUCGUGGCUGGAUGGAAGCGGUUCUUUAGGGAGGUGGGGGUGGAAAAGAUCACGACCAUCUGCAUGGACUCUUUUGUGGGCAACACGAGUGCUGCCAGGAUGUUGAGGGAGGACCCCGAGUUCAGCCAGAUCUAUUGGCUGCCUUGCACCGCUCACUGCAUGGACCUCCUCCUGAUCGACAUUUGCAAGAAGGAUUGGGCGACUGCGAUCAUCAGCAAGGCGAACAGAGUGGUGAACUUCUUCCGGGCUCACAGGUGGCCCAGAUCGGCAUUGAGAACUGCACUUGUCAAGUUCCCGGACUUGAAAUGCAGUUGUCUCCUCCGACCGGCGCAGACGAGAUUUGGGACGCACUACGUGAUGCUGCAACGACUGGAAGUCUGCGAGAAGGCGAUCAGACGCAUUGUCACCGGGCAGGAGUGGAAGGCGCAGGUCUGGCGAGGGGACAUCAGGGCCAAGGCCUUCUUCGUGGAGGAAACAGUUCUUGACAGGGUCUGCUGGACCGAUGUCAGGAAGCAGACUGCCGUCAUGAAGGAGCCCUAUAAUGUGUUUGCAGAGCAGCGAGAGGACAUCCUCAGGGACGUGGGGAACAGGACGGAUAUGCUGCUCAGCCCCAUCCACGCUGUGGCUCAGCUCUUGGAUCCUCAGUUGAGGGACAUUACUGUUUUUAGUAAUGUCGACCUCAUGACACAGUUUGAGAGUGUGGUCGAGAGGCUCAUCGAGAAGAAGGGGAGUACGAGAUUCGAUGACUGCAUGGACCAGCUUUACGACUUCCAGUUCGGGCGAGGAGUCCUCGGCACCCCUCAGGCAAAGAAACGGGCUGCGAAGGACAAUGCGGUGCUGUGGUGGGAGGCGCAUGGGGCGGGGCAUCCGGAGAUUCGUGAGCUGACCAUCAGAGUGUUGUCGAUAUGGACGACUUCCUCUCCUGCUGAGAGGAACUGGAGCACUUGGGCUCUCGUGCAGACGAAGUGCAGGAACAAGCUGCACCACCAGCGCACCAACAAGUUGGUGUACUCGCACUGGAGCUUGAGGCUGAAGAGAAGGGGGGAAGACGGGCCCACGAUAGCAGGAGGGUGGAUGGGGCUCUCAGCUGACUGGGAGGACGAGGACCUGGAGGGUGACAUGGCGAAUGUCACCGAUGCCGUUGAUGACCACGAGCCUGCUAUCGGGGGCGCCGGUUCUGCGGUGGGCAGCACCACUGUUCGCCACGAUCGAGCCGGCCCAUCGACAUUGAGGUCCGUGCAGAGAUUGGGGCAUGCAAAGGAGGUCGACGAGGAGGAGGAGGACGAGGACGAGGAUGCCGAGGAUGAGGACGAGGAGGAGGAGGAGGAGGAGGAGGAGGAGGAGGAGGAGCACAUUCCAGGGGAGGAGUGGGUGGACGAGAGGUCGGACUCCGACAGGUCUUGGACGAGGAGAGAGGACGCCCCGGUGAUUCCAGGGACGCGAUGUGGAUUGCGAUCCCAGACUCAGCCUCUUGGAGAGGAGCGCCAGCCGGACGAGCAACAAAGGAGGGAGCAGCAAUAGGAGGAGGAGGAGGAGGAGGAGGAGGAGGAGGAGCAUGGGGAGAAGGGGCGGGGGGGGGAGCAGGGGGAGGAGGAGCUUCGGGAGGAGCAGCAGCUGGAUGAGCAGCAGGUGGAGGAGCGGUAGGUGGAGGAGCAGCAGGUGGAGGAGCAGCAGGUGGAGGAGCAGCAGGUGGAGGAGCGGGGGGAGGAGUACUUGAAGGAGCAAAAGGUGGAGUAGCAGCAGGGGAAGGAGCAGCAGGUGGGGGAGCAACAGGUGGAGGAGCAGGGGGAGGGUGUGCAGCAUCGCACUAACGUGUGAUCGUUUUAUGGUGGCAGUCACCAGUCGCCUCUAGCCGGGCAACAUGGAGCACAUCCCGGCCGU